ACGGCCGCGGAGUCCUUUUUCCUUCUUGUCAACGUUCCAAGCUCUGUAAAUUCUUCGCUUGAGCGCGUAUAGAUGCAUGGAAUGGAUUCCAAUUUCCAACGAUCUGUGAGAUAAAGGAGUGAUCGAUCGAGAUUUAUCGACAGACAAGCAUAGAGCUCAUAAAAGAGGGAUUUUGAUGAUCGUGAAAGACAAAGAAUGCCGUGUUUCCAGGAUGCGAGGAAGAUGAAUCCGAGCUAGUCCGCUGGAGAUACCAGACAAAGGAGAGGUUUUCUUGGCUUGUUCUUGGUGGGAAUGUGAUUCCGCCUCUGCUAGAAGAGAGAGAAGUCGAUCACUGGUCGACCGAUGAGAGACUGAGAGAUGGAUCAGCAGCAAAAACAAGAGCAAUCGAGCUCGUCCUCGAGCUACCAGCAGCUUCUCAAAUCGGAGGUGAGCAAAGGGUGUGCGCAAGUCCGCCAAUUCGAGCAGAAGCUCCAUUCCUUGAUCCAAUCCCCAGCAUUCUACCCCACGCUCAUCUUCGACGCCACCGCGAUCAUCUCCACCUUCGCCAACGUCAUCGCGCAGCUCAACCGGGGCGAUCCCACGCAAGCAAUUACAGCCGCCGCCGCCGCGGCGGCGAUCACGAUCCCCACUACAGCUCCUUCUCUUCUCAUCCGGCCCUCGUUAGAGCUGCCCACAGUGCCCAGCAGCUCCACCGCGUCGUCCUCGCCAAUGACUUGCAGCCCAAUCCGAGCUUCAACGCCGCCACACUCGCCCCCAAAUCUAGCGCUCUCGAGCCCUCACACGACGAGCAGCAGUAGCCCGGCAUUGACGCCUUCCACCACACCGGAAGGAUCGCCAAACAAUCCACCGUGCACGGCGGCGCUGGAUGGAGCGGCGGAAGGCGGCGGCGCCAUGGACGAAUUCCCAGCUUCUGGGAUUGGGAGGAAGAGGAAGUGCUUGCCCAAGCGCGUGGUGAAGCAGCGCGCCAACAGCAACGAGCAUGGGAGCGAAGCUCCGGCCGACGAUGGAUUCACCUGGCGCAAGUACGGGCAAAAGGAUAUCCUCAAUUCCAAGUUUCCCAGGAGCUACUACCGUUGCACUCACCAAAAAGAACUUGGCUGCCAAGCGACCAAGUACGUCCAGAAGUGCGAAGACGAGCCAUCCAUGUACCAGGUGACUUACAUCGGCGAGCACUCAUGCCAGAACGCGCAAAGCAACAGCUUCUGGAGAUCGGGGCUCUCCGCCAGACCGCUUAUCUUCGCGAUGAAUCCCGGACAAUCAGCAGCGGCAGUAGCAGCGUCACUCACGCUCCCGAGCUCGGGGAUCCAUUCCACUCCACCGUCUCUCGCGUCUCGGCUCGAAGAAAUGAGUGCCUCCCGCCUCACGCUCUCGCCGUCGAGGCCCUCCACUACCGGUUUCAACCUCUUGAGACCGGCUGCUUCGCUCACUUCUCCGAGCCAGUGGACGACUCCGAGAUUUGGAGUCGCUUGCCCAGUGAAGUCCGAGCCACUCGCAUCUCCUCCGCUGCAGCUAGCAACAACGACGAGCCAGCAAGAGCCAUCGCCGUCGAGCCUCGACACUGACAGGCGAUUGCUCAGAAUGUCGCUGGGAAGCAGCAUGACGGUGGCAGCAGCAGAAUCAUCAUCGCUGCAUUCAUCUUCGUCGUCCACACCACCGCCGCCGCCGCCACCGCCACCAUCUUCGUCCUCACCGGUUGCCGCUACCACCACAGUUGCUGUCACUGCUGGAGAGCACGAAAACAUCCAAGAACUUUGGAACCUGGGGGAGCUUCCGGAGGUUGGCAUGGACACGGCCUCCCUGGAAGACAUCCCAAAGAGAUCGUCGUCCUUGACAGACAUAGCUUACCUCCAGGACAUUAUGGGCUACGACCCCAUGCUCUUCGACUCGGACAACUGAAAGUGGUCUUCUAACAAUUCUUUUUCCUGCGGCGAAGCUAGCGAUAUCAGUUUUGUAAAGCAGUUCUUUUAAUCAUAGCUUUCCUUUUCUUUUU
Selaginella moellendorffii is the source of this 1990-nucleotide messenger RNA. Its product is annotated as probable WRKY transcription factor 31. Gene Ontology annotation, molecular function: sequence-specific DNA binding; DNA-binding transcription factor activity. Bases 358 to 1896 code for a protein of 512 amino acids. Gene Ontology annotation, biological process: regulation of DNA-templated transcription. NCBI's taxonomy places the organism in Eukaryota, Viridiplantae, Streptophyta, Lycopodiopsida, Selaginellales, Selaginellaceae. The transcript has 3 exons. The record is from RefSeq and is a predicted model, not a curated record.